AUGGACAAUGCAUUAGAUGUAUCGUCAAAUGAUAACGAAGUCGAUGUGGAAGGUAAUUCAUCAAGUUUGGAAACACCAUUGGAAUGUAGUGUUACUAAAACAAAGUUGUCGUCUAGCUCUAAAAAAAAAGCUCAAACCACUUCAUUUCAAGAUGCUUUACUAGACGCAAUAACUAACCCUUCGUUAUUUUUUCAAACACCACCUGAAGUUGAUGACCCAGAUAAAGCAUUUUUACUAUCAUUUUUACCGGACAUUAAAAAACUAAACGAUGAACAAAAAAUGGAAUUAAAAUUUCAAUUUUUUCAAUCCCUCAGAACCAUUACCCAAUCAGCUUCUCAACCACAAAACAUCUAUAAUAGUCCUUCCAGUUCAAACAGUUCAGUAUAUCACCACAAUAUGUCUCCAAAUUUUCCAUAUCCUUACAGCUAUAAUAGACCUAUAGGAUCAUCCACUGCGACUACAUCAUAUGCAUUUCCAGAACCACUCACUCAAAAUUCCUCAUACACUGGACCACCACAAACUCUGCAAAGUCUCGAACAAUCUAAUAGCAACCAAUAUGUAUUUAAAUAA
Macrosiphum euphorbiae (potato aphid) is the source of this 570-nucleotide messenger RNA. Lineage: Eukaryota; Metazoa; Arthropoda; Insecta; Hemiptera; Aphididae. The record is from the annotation of a GenBank genome assembly.